This is a messenger RNA of Thunnus maccoyii (southern bluefin tuna), 1489 nucleotides long. Its product is annotated as glutamine synthetase-like. Gene Ontology annotation, molecular function: glutamine synthetase activity. Gene Ontology annotation, cellular component: cytoplasm. The transcript has 6 exons. NCBI's taxonomy places the organism in Eukaryota, Metazoa, Chordata, Actinopteri, Scombriformes, Scombridae. Bases 1 to 1128 code for a protein of 375 amino acids. The record is from RefSeq and is a predicted model, not a curated record.
AUGGCAUCAGUGUCAGUCAGUUCCUGUCUUAACAAGGCUGUGCACCAGCAGUACAUGAGCCUGCCGCAGGGCGGGAAGUGCCAGGUCACCUACAUCUGGAUCGACGGCACUGGAGAGGGACUUCGCAAUAAGACCCGAACCCUGGAUGAGGAACCAAAGAGCAUAGAUGAUAUUCCUGAGUGGAACUUUGAUGGCUCAAGCACAUACCAGGCCGAAGGCUCCAACAGUGACAUGUACCUCAUCCCUGUGUGCAUGUUCAGGGAUCCAUUCACAUUCGACCCCAACAAACUGGUCCUGUGUGAGGUCCUCAAAUACAACCGCUUGCCUUCAGUUUACUGUCUAGAAACGAACCAUCGAGCGAGCUGCAACAAAGUGAUGGAGAAGAUUAAAGAGCACUCUAUGUGGUUCGGCAUGGAGCAGGAGUACACUCUCUUAGGAAUUGAUAAAUACCCUUUUGGUUGGCCUGCGAAUGGAUAUCCACCACCCCAAGGUCCUUACUACUGUGGGGUGGGGGCAGACAAUGCUUAUGGACGGGACAUUGUGGAGUGUCACUACAAGGCCUGUCUCUAUGCAGGAAUCAAAAUCUGUGGCUCCAACGCUGAGGUUAUGCCAUCUCAGUGGGAGUUCCAGGUGGGUCCCUGUGAGGGCAUUGAGAUGGGAGACCACCUGUGGGUUGCACGCUUCCUGCUGCACCGUGUUUGUGAAGAUUUUGGGGUUGUUGCAACACUGGACCCCAAACCAAUGGAGGGCAACUGGAACGGUGCUGGUUGCCACACAAAUGUCAGCACCAAGCAGAUGAGGGAAGAAGGGGGACUGCAAUACAUCGAGCAGGCCAUUGAGAAGUUGAGCAAAAGACACUUGGAGCACAUCAAAGUGUACGACCCACGUGGAGGUCAGGACAACAUGAGACGUCUCACAGGUCAUCAUGAAACCUCCAGCAUCAAUGAUUUCUCUGCUGGAGUGGCCAACCGUGGCUCCAGCGUCCGCAUCCCUCGCCAGGUAGGCCAUGAGAAGAAAGGCUACUUUGAGGACCGCCGCCCUGCAGCAAAUUGCGACCCGUACGCUGUGACAAAGGCCAUCGCGAGCACCUGCCUGCUUGAUUCACAAGAGGAAGAGGAAAGCGAGUAGGAGAAUUGCACAUCUAUCUGUGCGUCUACCUGAGUAAGAUGCUUGAAUAACAUGGCGAUGAAGAAAUUAAGACAUGAUGUUUGUUUUUGUUGAUGAAUUUAUUGAUCUAAGUGGCUUAGUUUGACAUAGCUUGCAUUUACAUGUGCAGAUGUGCACAGACAGCUGCUUCUCCAGUACUGUUAUAGUCCUUAGAAAUAAGAAGUUAAAUAUUUUGCACAGCAGUUUUGUCAGAAAUGCAGGUGGGUUUUUUUCGGAGCCCACAUACAUAUUAUAUUGUAUUAAAAUAUUAGUCAUUGUUUCUUAAAUCUUGUGUUACAUGCGUUAGUGCGGACAAAGUGAAAUAAAGAUACAUGGUGCUGUA